Molecule: messenger RNA, 1851 nt
Organism: Melanotaenia boesemani (Boeseman's rainbowfish)
Lineage: Eukaryota; Metazoa; Chordata; Actinopteri; Atheriniformes; Melanotaeniidae
Gene: aqp11
Product: aquaporin 11
Exons: 3
Coding region: 212-1030 (272 amino acids)
Biological process (GO): transmembrane transport
Cellular component (GO): cytoplasm; membrane
Molecular function (GO): channel activity
Source: RefSeq, a predicted model, not a curated record
CAGCCUCUUCCGCACCAUGUGAGCUACCGGGACUGAAGCUCAUUUGUUCCCGGUUGCAUGCCGCAUCCUCCUGGAUAGAGUGGCACCCCGACAUAACCGGGGUUUCCAUCAACUUGAAUCAGGAAGCUCCAGUGCGAGCGAGAGGACUAGGUGCAUAAAACGGAGAAAAGCACGGGCUGUCCCCGGCAAAGAGCACAGAUCCACCGCGAUCAUGAGUGCGGACGUGGCGGUGUCUCUGUCGGUGCUGGUAGUUAUCUUUGUGCUGAGCGAUGUGACCCGCAGGUUGUUGAGUUGGGCCCUCGCGGACACCGGGCUGUGUGUGUACGCGAUGGAGCUUGUGUCUACUUUCCAGCUAUGCUGCUGCACGCACGAGCUUAAGCUGCUUUCCGAGGUAGGCGGGAUCGAACCCCAGCUUGCACUCACCUUGACGUAUCUGGCAUCCGUGGUCCAUGGACUCACCUUCAGAGGUGCCAUCGGGAACCCCUCCGGUACGCUCGAGCACGCGUACCAUGCGAGAUUUUCGGGUGGGUGCGCACUGCGGCGGAUCGGGUGCCAGUUCAUUGCAGCCACAGCUGCACGAGCAUGCGUGCCCAUAGUGUGGGGUAUUGGCAUGUCGGGACUGCAUGUGAGGCAUAAAUUGCUUGGUUUUCAGUGUAUCAGCCCCAUUCAUGCUUCUCUGCCCAAGGCUGCGGCCGUGGAACUCGCGUGCGCCUUUGUGGUCCAAACUGUCCUGACGCACACACAGUCGGUGGAGGAGAAAUACCGCGUGCACGCAGUAGCUGCUGCCAUCACAACAGUUGUUUAUGCAGGUGGCAGUGUGACAGGAGCAGUGUUUAACCCAGCGCUGGCCUUCUCCACACAGUUCCCCUGCAGUGGAAACUCCCUCCCAGACUACUGCUUAGUUUACUGGCUGGGCCCUCUGCUGGGUAUGAUGAGCUCAGUGCUGCUGUUUGAUAAACUUACGCCUGUGCUGUCGAAGAAAUCCCCAUCUCUCAACUAUCUCCCACUUCAGACCAAGAAGACAACAUGAGCAUUGGAGGCUAUCGUACUUUAUUCAACCCAAACUACAAGGCACACUUUAUAUGCACUUUAAAAAAUAUUUCAACCUCGUAUGUUUUACAGUGAAGCAUUAUCAGGACAAUGUCACAUCAGCAGCACACCUCGAAGGAGAUAAAUACAGCUUAAACUUUUUAUCUGUAAGCAACAGAUAGAACUGGUUAGACACUUUAAGUCCACACAGUACUUCAAAUUAUUUAACUGACUUUUAGGACAGCUUACUAAAGAGUGUUUGCAUGAUUUAUUAGUAAAAAUGCAAAUAACUGGUUUUCACUAUUGCACCUAUUCAACACAGGUGGUAAAUAUGCACCAAGCUGUGCCUUUUUGCUUUUAAUGUCAAAUCCCUCAAGUAAGUAGUUGUAGUAAUAAUACACAGCUAUUGUAUAUUUAUGCAAUAAGUCAUUUAUUUAAGCUAAUGCACAAAUAAUUUCACUUUAAAUUCUUACUGGAAGCCAAGUGGGAUAUUUUAUAAUAUUAUGAUGAAACUAUAUGCAUGGUACUUUAAUUAGUUGAACAGUUUAACAGAGGAAUGUAUAUAAUAUGAUAAAUGUUUUUAUUUAAUGUGACAUUCCAAAUCAAAGCACAAAUUAGGAGUCUUCUGCACAGCAUGUCUUUUAGUUCUUGGUCGCUGGACAAAUUACUGAUGUCUCCCUUUUCUCCAUUUAUUUCAACAAAUUUGUAAAAAGUUAACAUUUUAGAAGAAUCUCUGCAAAGUAGUUCUGUUACAUCUAAUAGUCAUUUGUGUGCAAACGAGCAGGCAAGUCACUGAAUUAUAAUAAAUCAAGCAAAAGCAGA